CUAACGCUCAUCUAGUCUUUUUUUUGUCGGUGGCAUGGUGCCAGAAGCUGCAGUACAAACGGGGUUCUCACGGGAAAAUACUAACAUUUAAAAGCUAAUUAGGGUAUUUACUGAAUAUUUUUGACAAUUUAUAAUUUUCGCAGCACAUGUCAGCCAUCAAAUCCUCAUUAAUUCAAAUCCCGGCCUCAGACUUUGAGGUUGACAAUUAUUCCCCAAGGUUAGUGAGCUAGCGCGCUAACGAUAGCCGAUUAAAGUAGUUAAGCUAACGGGUAACUCGACAGCCACUUUAAGCCACAGCAUCUUUAUUUUCUCGGUUACUAAAAGAUCCAAAAAUAGGGGAGUAAAAUGGCGGAAGCCGACAAGUUGAACAUCGACUCCAUUAUACAGCGUCUGCUCGAAGUGAAAGGAUCCAGACCUGGUAAAAACGUUCAGCUGACAGAGAAUGAAAUCCGUGGCCUCUGCCUGAAGUCCCGGGAGAUCUUCCUCAGCCAGCCGAUCCUGCUAGAACUGGAGGCGCCCCUCAAGAUUUGUGGCGACGUUCACGGGCAAUACUAUGAUCUUCUGAGGCUGUUUGAAUACGGCGGCUUCCCACCAGAGAGCAACUACCUGUUCCUGGGCGAUUAUGUGGACAGAGGCAAGCAGUCCCUGGAGACCAUCUGCCUCCUGUUGGCUUACAAGAUCAAAUACCCAGAAAACUUUUUUCUGCUGAGAGGAAACCACGAAUGCGCCUCAAUUAACAGAAUAUACGGCUUCUAUGAUGAGUGUAAAAGGCGAUACAACAUAAAGCUGUGGAAGACCUUCACCGACUGCUUCAACUGUUUGCCUGUUGCAGCCAUUGUUGACGAGAAGAUCUUCUGUUGCCAUGGAGGCCUUUCCCCGGACCUCCAGUCCAUGGAGCAGGUCAGAAGGGUCAUGCGCCCCACCGACGUGCCCGACCAGGGCCUCCUCUGCGACCUGCUGUGGGCCGACCCAGACAAGGACGUGCUGGGCUGGGGCGAGAACGACCGCGGGGUCUCCUUCACCUUUGGCGCCGACGUGGUCACAAAGUUCCUCCACAGACAUGACAUGGACCUGAUUUGUCGAGCCCAUCAGGUGGUUGAGGACGGUUAUGAGUUCUUUGCUAAAAGGCAGUUGGUGACGCUGUUUUCGGCCCCAAACUACUGCGGGGAGUUUGACAACGCAGGGGCCAUGAUGAGCGUAGAUGAGACCCUCAUGUGUUCAUUCCAGAUCCUGAAACCGGCCGACAAGAAGCUGUUCUACAGCGGCGGAGGCAGCAUGGGCUCCGGUCGCCCAGUCACUCCUCCCAGGAAAGCUAAGAAAUGACAGCAGUAGUUUGCUCUUCGACCUCCAGCCCAUCCCUCCUGCCCUCUACCUCUCUUCUCCUUUCUUUCACCAAACAGCCAGAAAUCAAACCUAUACCCAGGGCUUUUUUUCUUUUUUUAUCUGUACUUCUUAAAACAUUUAAUGUAAUGAAUUGUCUGAUUGUGUGCGUGCGUGCGCGGACUAUACACUUGUCUCGUCUGCAGGUGAGCAUUAAAUCACAUGUACAUUUUUGCGAAAUUAUUGAAAGGUUUAUACUUUCCCCUUGUUCUGACCACACUUCCAGUGGCCACGCUGAAGCCACAGGAUUGGUCUCUACGGUAAUCCGACUGAAACAGCAGGGUUUUGGGAGACUGUGGCAGGUUGCCAUCAUGGUGGUUUUGGCAACCAAACUCAUACUUGUAGAGAUAAGAGGGGGAGGCGUGCUUUGUUUUCCCUGUUCCUGUACUGUACAAUCUCAAACACAGGUGUGUCUGUGUGUGUGUCUGCCGUGUCUUGCGUAGUUCACUGUAAUGUCUGAUUAUCUCUAAAUGAGGAGUUGCAUCAUUUCCAAGCAAGCACACGUUUACACACACACACACAAAUGACGUGUCAGACUCAUGAGCCAGAGCUGUAAAAAAAACCCCAUGCAGUUUAGGUUUGUACAGAUUUGAUUACUUGAAAGAGAUUUUUUGUGAAUUCGUUUUGUAGUCUUUCAUCAAGUUGACCAAUAAACCGAGAAUCUGA
This is a messenger RNA of Girardinichthys multiradiatus, 2046 nucleotides long. Its product is annotated as serine/threonine-protein phosphatase alpha-2 isoform-like. Bases 346 to 1323 code for a protein of 325 amino acids. The transcript has 7 exons. Lineage: Eukaryota; Metazoa; Chordata; Actinopteri; Cyprinodontiformes; Goodeidae. Gene Ontology annotation, cellular component: nucleus; cytoplasm. The record is from RefSeq and is a predicted model, not a curated record. Gene Ontology annotation, molecular function: protein serine/threonine phosphatase activity.